Molecule: messenger RNA, 1032 nt
Organism: Aspergillus ibericus CBS 121593
Lineage: Eukaryota; Fungi; Ascomycota; Eurotiomycetes; Eurotiales; Aspergillaceae
Product: D-mandelate dehydrogenase-like dehydrogenase
Exons: 3
Coding region: 1-1032 (343 amino acids)
Cellular component (GO): cytosol
Molecular function (GO): NAD binding; hydroxypyruvate reductase [NAD(P)H] activity; glyoxylate reductase (NADPH) activity
Source: RefSeq, a predicted model, not a curated record
AUGCCCAAACCCAUCAUCCUUCACCUCGGCGACCCCAUCGCCUACAAUCACUCCCUCUACGACGGCGCUUUCUCGUCUCGCUUCACCAUCAUUCGCAAUGAAGACCUCACUCGAGAGUCCUUUAUCGAAGCUUUGAAAACCAACAAAUACGGUCCCAUAACCGCCCUCUUCCGCCCGCACUUCGCCUCAGGCAACGAAAUGAUCCCCUGGGACGCCUCCCUCAUCUCCCUCCUCCCGCCCAGCGUGAAAAUCUUCGCCUCCGCCGGCGCAGGCUACGACACCGUCUCGAUCCCGGCCCUCACCGCGAGGGGCAUAUACUACACCAACGGGGCCGGCGCAUCCGACGAAGCCGUCGCCGACACAACCCUGUACAUGAUCCUGUCUGUAUUCCGCAACUUCACGGCGUCGCAACUCGCCGCGCGGUCCGGGGAUAAGGGGCGGUUUUUGGACUGUCAUCGGGAUUUGGCUGGAAUUUCGCAGAAUCCGACGGGGAAGGUAUUGGGGUUGGUUGGGAUGGGGAGGAUAGGGGGGUUAGUUGCGAGGAAGGCGAGGUUGGGGUUGGGGAUGGAGAUGGGGGUGAGGUGGGUGGGGGGGUUGAGGGAGGUUCUUGGGAGGGCGGAUGUGGUGUCGUUGCAUUGUGAUUUGAAUGCCGGGACGAGGGGGUUGAUUGAUACGGAGAGGAUUGGGUGGAUGAAGGAUGGGGUGAGGGUUGUGAAUGUAGCGAGGGGGGGUGUGCUUGUGGAGGGGGAUUUGGCGGAGGCGUUGCGGAGUGGGAAGGUUAGUGCUGCCGCGUUGGAUGUGCAUGAGUUUGAGCCAAGGGUUGAUGAGCGGUUGGUGGCGAUGGAGAAUGUCACGUUGACGACGCAUGUUGGGGGUGGGGUCGUGGAGACGAGGGUUGGGUUUGAGAGGUUGGCGAUGGAGAAUAUUCUGGCGGUUGUGGGGGAGGAUGGGGAGGUGGUGGGGGAGCCGUUGACGGCGGUUAAUGGGAGGGAGGUGAGGGAGGUGUUGGAGGGGGGACAAAGGAGUGAGUAA